AUGUCCAAACUACUUGGAAGCCAAGAAUUGAAGCCAGUCUCUGACUAUCACCCUUCUUCACAAUGCCACUUAUGCGAGCCGAGCCCAGAUGUACUCACCUCUGUCAUCGAGAACGAGCGUACUCGCCGGUUAGCACUGGAACAGAUGACGAAGUUAGAGACAGAGCUUGGGAACUUAUCAGAGAACCACCCUAUGCACGACGAUGACGAUGCCCCGCUGCUAAUAAUAGACUUCCUUGAAAAGUUUUUUCUGUUAUUGGAAGAGGAGAUUCAGUUGGUUAGAAAGUUCUCAAAUGUUCUAAAAGAACGCCUUGAAAACCCCGAAAUCUAUAUCGCUAUGGAAAGACUCUCCGACAGCGAGUUCGAUCGAGUUUAUGCUUCUUCAAAGCAGAAUCCAAACCGCCAGAUGCAAAGAAAGCUAGCCCAGAACUCUCAGGAUCGCAAUGACUACUUUUUCUCUUCUGGGCGGUUACUUGAGUCCUCAAAGGUGGAUAAUAUGAAUGACAAACUUGGCCAAAGCCCUCCAUCCUAUGAUAUGGCCGCUAGUGUUCGGAAAUCGAGUGAUGGUGCUCCCGCAAAGCCGGCUCGGAGUUUUUGGAAGAAAUUUUGUAAAAGUUUAGCUCGGCUUUAA
This is a messenger RNA of Penicillium verrucosum, 630 nucleotides long. RefSeq lists its product as uncharacterized. Lineage: Eukaryota; Fungi; Ascomycota; Eurotiomycetes; Eurotiales; Aspergillaceae. The transcript has a single exon. The record is from RefSeq and is a predicted model, not a curated record. The coding region runs from base 1 to 630 and encodes 209 amino acids.